This is a messenger RNA of Pochonia chlamydosporia 170, 1986 nucleotides long. RefSeq lists its product as hypothetical. The transcript has 2 exons. Lineage: Eukaryota; Fungi; Ascomycota; Sordariomycetes; Hypocreales; Clavicipitaceae. Bases 1 to 1986 code for a protein of 661 amino acids. The record is from RefSeq and is a predicted model, not a curated record.
AUGAGCGGCGGCACAGCGCUUGAGCACAUCGAUGCAGUCGAUGCCUUUGCCAAAACUCUCUUUGUCCGAGUCAAGACCUGCUCAUCACCACUUUUCACUGAAGUCUCUGCCACUGUCCGCAGACUUCACCUUGCCUUACGACAUCUGCGGGUGGAAGCUGCUGAUCCCGACUCCUUGCUGAGAAGUGCUGAUGCCUCUGUGUAUGCUCGCCAGGUCCGACCCAUCGUCGAGGACUGCGACUUUGCUCUCAAGCAGCUCGAGACAGUUCUAGAAAAGUUCGAUGCUGCUGGCGGCCGGGAAUCAGAUGGCUUGACGGAUCGAAUCGCUACAGUGCGCUCUCGCCUUGCCAGUGAGACGACUAGUGUGGACAUGUUCCUUGAUACGGUGCAACUUCACAAUCCAGCGAAUAAUGCGCCCGAGGUCGUUACUCACGGGAAUGAGUCGAAUUUGGAAGGGAUUAAGGACAAGGUGGACAACAUCGCUGCGAGAUUGUUCCGUCGUUGGGAUACAAGCGGUGGCAUCGUCGAUGAUGAGGAUCGAAUGUGGCAAGAGUUUAAGUCGGAACUUGAGAUGGAGGGAUUCUCCCCUCAAGUUCUACGUCAACAUAAGGAUGUCCUCCGGGCUUACAUUCGCGAGCUUCAGUCCAUGUCACCUGCUACUGGGGGACCUCCACCUACAGUAAGGGGGUUGCUUGAGCACGAAGCCAUGAGCACACCGCCGCCUCUCCCACCCAAGGAGCCUCUCUCCCCAAAAGAGCUAUACCCAUCGUAUGUUGACAAUGAGAAGUGUUUUCCUAGCAUCAAACAGGAGCGGCGCAUGCCCGAUCACGCACCCAUUGCCAGCGCAUACGGCAAUGAGAACCGCUCAUUUUCUUCUGAUGACGGGUCGGGAGAUACAAAUGACUCUCUUGCCCUUAUCUCAACCAAAGAUUUGAUAGCCAUGGACAGCAUCAAUGCAGGCAUGGCAGGGAUGCAGUUGCAGCCUUCCACCUCGCAUCUUGGAGCCCCAACCAUGAGAAGUAGUCCAGGCUUGCUACCGUCUGGUAUGUCGGGAAGCUGGCCACCGCCUCAUAUGGCAGCCGGACAAGCCAACCUCCCGCACUCUGCAGGCGGAUCUCCAAAUGUCGGUUACUUGCAGCCGGGAUAUCCACCGGCCCCUGGAGCGCAACCAAACAUGUUUGCAUUAAGCCCGAGGACCAUGACCCGCUUGGCACCUGAUAGAUAUGGCAAAGAUAUUCCCAUGGACGCAACUUGGACAAGAAUCAGGAGGUCUCUUGUAAGUCCGGAAGUGCUACAACGCGCCGGUGUGCGUUACGAAGCAAGACCAGAGUACGUGGCCAUCCUUGGGAGACUCUCACGAGAACAAAUUGCGGACUAUGCCAGACAGAGCGCAGACUGUCGUGCUGCUCGAUCAGGAAGGUAUCCGCCAAAGGGUUCUCAAGAUGCCUACAAUCCGCGGGACCGGGCCGACUCAAAGAGCAGCCGUGAUGAUAAUGACGACGAGAGUGUUUUGUGGGAUGAGAGCGACGUCACCGACUAUGAUGAUGAUAAGACGUCUGUACGAGGCACCAAAAGCUACCCUUACAUUGUCAGCCCACCCAACAAGGAUAAGACGUCCCCAUCGAGUACCGUGAAGCCGAAGCCAAUCCUGAAAAACAAGAACGAGAACCAUGUACGAUUCGACCCCGAACCCCAUGAAGUAGAUAUCAAGGCCUCGAGAUCAUAUGAUGAUGAUUACGACAGAAGAAGAGAAAAUGGCUCCCGGAGAAACCGUGACUACCGCGACAAUGGCAGACGAGAUGACAGGCGGGGAGAUGAUGACCGUCACAGAUACCCAAAUCGCAAUGAGCAAGGUCGCCGGAGGGACCGCAGGGAUGAGAGGCAUAUGAGGAGGAAAACCUGGGGUGAAACAAUCGGUGCCGUGAGCAUUGGUGGCGCCGCGGCAAGUUUGCUUGGUGUCCUAGCAGAAGCGGCAGUUGGGUUCUAA